AUGUCGGACUCAGACAACCCACAGACCCCUACAAGGAGCCGGUCUUCCCCCGAACUCAUGGGGUCGUCGCUCCAGGCGCCGUCCACGCCUCCUGCAUCCCCUGGAGACGAAGCCGCGUCCGUGUUCAGCCCCAACGAGUCAGUCUUGACUGAUAUCACGGACUAUGGGUGGGAUAGCCCGUCUCGAAACAUCGGAGACGACGACGAAAAGCCGCUCUCAAUUUCGCUACCUACUCCACAAAUAGUCGUUGAGGAUACGUCCCAUCCUACUGGUACCGUUUACGCUGCUGCAGCAGACGGUUGUGGGACCGAACGGCGGGCAUUCGUCGAGGAUGAGAGGGACUCUGCUGCUAGCGGAGCCGCUCAAGAACCCAAUAAUGUUUCCUCCAGGGAAAACGUGAGGCCAAAUGUUGCCGCAACUCAUGACAGCCACGCGAGGGGGUCGGCCCUGACCGCUGAUAACGACAAGCCCGAGCUGCUACUCCCAGGUUCUACCCCGGAUGAUGAUCAUCUACCCAGUGCAUCAGCUUCAGUUACCAGCAGAGACAAGGAGAAGUGGUCGCCGCCGCUGUGUCGUCCAGACUUUACCUUCCAUUCAGCCCCAGAGGGUAUCCCAAAUCGACGAUGUUCGUUCAAAUCUAACCCGGAUGUGAACUUCUUGACCGAUGGCCAAGCGUUCCGAAGCAAACCUAGAGCAAAAAGUACGGGCGCAUCCGACUUUGAUGCCGCGGUGUCAAUCCAGACUUUUCGUGUUUCGAUUGCCCAGUCGCCAGUUCCUACAUUGACGACAGAGAAGACUGACCACGAGGCACCUACUAAGAAGGAUUCGAGUCCGGCAAAACCAAAAAAGAAACAGGAUUUACCCCUGCUAGAGUCAUUGAAAAGGCUAAUACCCCCGUCUUUGAGUGAUGUGCUGGUAGAGGAUAAGCAAAAGUGUGUCGCUACGACUCAAAAGGAUACUCGAUGUCAGUCAAAUGCGCAGACUCCGAACGUCGAGUCAGCGCUGCGUCUUCUGAACGAGGCUUCCUCUUUGAAAGAAGAGUCAUUAAAUCAAACAACCAAAACAUUGUUCUCGCUGCUUCUUUGCGGGACGCACAAGAACGUCGCAGCAAGGUUGUCCAUGCAUUGGCAAUCAAAUAAUUCUCCGGUUGUUGCCAGUGCGCCAGCCCUCGUCCUUCAAGAAUGGCUGAAAGCAGCGCGAGGUUCCUCGAGCCCCAGUACUACCUCACACCCCGGUGACACACCGUCUGUCGAGGUCGUGAUACCUCCAUUUGAGACCAGGUUCAAGACCGCCCUACCAGACUUCGUGGAAUACCACCCUCCAGAUAAGCCACGACCAUCCGUUGCGGAAGAGCUGGAGAGUCUCAUCGUGGCCCCGUUAACCAAGGCCGAUGCUGACCACAGCGGGCACAUCUACAUCUACCAAUGCACGGGCAAGUUCGGAUACUACAAGAUCGGCCUGACGACCGACCUGGCACCGCGACUACAGACCUGGGAGAAACAAUGCGGACGCGAGCUGAUGAGCUACUUCCCACGAUCUGAGGAAGACCUACAGCCCGUCCAGCACAUUUCUCGCGUGGAACGGCUCAUACACGCCGAGCUGGCUGAGCAUCGGAGGAAAGAGGCCCGGUGUCCAGGUACCGGCUGCGGCAAAGCACAUAAGGAAUGGUUCCAAGUAGACGAGCAAUUCGCACUGCGCGUUGUGCGCAAGUGGAUCACGUGGAUGCGGAAUGAGCCGUACGUGCAGAUCAAUGGGGGCUCAACUUGGGUGCUGGACGUGCAUCGCGUUGGGAGCAUUAGGGAGAUUUGUACCCCGUUACCCAAGGAGUUAUUUCUGCAGUCCUCGCUGCAGUCUGCUCUAAGUCUGGCUGUCCCGACAGCUCCAAAAGGGAGGAAGCGCAGCAAAUCGAUGUGCUAGCCGGAACUGUGCCUCAAGACGGCUAUCCUGUUCAAUUAUAUAUAUCGCAAACCCCGGGGCAAACUAUGGCGAUAACGGAAUUGUACUUUAUGAU
Aspergillus calidoustus is the source of this 2011-nucleotide messenger RNA. NCBI's taxonomy places the organism in Eukaryota, Fungi, Ascomycota, Eurotiomycetes, Eurotiales, Aspergillaceae. The record is from the annotation of a GenBank genome assembly.